Pristis pectinata (smalltooth sawfish) is the source of this 3190-nucleotide messenger RNA. RefSeq lists its product as uncharacterized. Gene Ontology annotation, molecular function: protein binding. The transcript is spliced from 4 exons. The record is from RefSeq and is a predicted model, not a curated record. The coding region runs from base 379 to 2931 and encodes 850 amino acids. Lineage: Eukaryota; Metazoa; Chordata; Chondrichthyes; Rhinopristiformes; Pristidae.
GUUAAUGCCUUCCAAAGUUUCAGUGCUCUGGAAAUACUCGAGCUGUCACACAACAAUCUGACUUACAACAGCUUGCCCUGUGGAUCCCUGAACAAAACAACAUUGAGACACUUGAAUAUAGCCCGCAAUCAACUUACACAUGCCCCACCCUGUCUACCCACAGCUCUCGAAUUUCUUGAUUUGAGCAAGAACGUCAUUCAGCAGAUUGAUUUUUCAGAGUUUGUGGAUCUUCACAACUUAAAAGUUUUGCUUUUAAGUCAUAAUAACAUCUCAAAAUUUGGCUCUUCAGGGACAGUGCUCCCACACCUUGUUUCACUGGACCUCAGCUAUAAUAACUUUACAAGGUUACAAUGGAAAUUUCAAGGGCCUAAUCUCACCAUGCUAAGACUUGAAGGAAAUCCUUUGCAAGAGAUCAGCCCAUAUGAAUUCAGUCCUUUCCCCAAGCUACAUUAUCUAAACCUGUCCUCAACAUCUUUGGAAUCAUGCAGUUACAAAGCAUUUGCCUCUGAAACAGAAAACAUCAAAGCACUUGAUCUGAGUGGAAACCUUUUCAAAACCUUUGACCCACAGUGCUUUGAAGGAUUAAGCAAUCUGCAGAUCCUUUGGAUGAGGAGGAUGCCCUUUCUUCAGUCUCUGCCUGUUGAUCUAUUUCUCUACACUUCAAAUCUUAUUCAUGUGAACUUGGAAGAAAAUUCACAGCUACACUUUGUGAAAAGUAGCAUGUUUGAACAACUCCUCCAUCUGCAGACACUUUCUCUCAAAAGUUGCAAUCUAACAGAAUUCAGACCCUGGAAAUUCUUCACCAAUUCAACCAUCACAAUAACCCUUUCUGGAAACCAACUGGUUUGUAGCUGCGGGCUCGCCUGGCUGAUUAAGGAACCAGAAAAGACAUUACUGAACAGAGCAAAUGAUACCAGAUGUGAAAAGUAUGGUCCUCAAAGACAGAUUUUAUUGGCAGACUUCAUUGAUGAAUGUGAUAGAAAUGGAAACUCCAUGGAAGAAUUCCAAUCGGAUACCAGAGCAGUACAAAAUCAACAGGUGGCGCACACAGCAGCAGUAUAUCACAAUCCUUCUGGGAUCAAUGUCAAGACAAGCAGAAAAUUACCAAUACAAAGUUCAAAUGAGUUUCAAUUCAGCAUCACAUCUUUCACAAAGAGUACUAACCUGCUGAAUACAUUACUACUCCUUAACACGUCUUCUGAUCCACACUCUGGUAUUCCACAAACUAAAGAAGGCACUACACAAAAUGAUCAAACUUGGAAUAAACUCAAGGGUAUUUACUCAAGGGUAAAGACUUCAAUAACACUGCCCAUCACAACCAGAGAUCAAAUGGCAUCUGAACUUUACCCAACAACCACCAGAGAUCAUACAGAGACUGGUCCUUACACAAUGAACAACAGAGGGCAAACAGAGACUGGAACUUACCCAACAACCAUCAGAAAUAAAAUUGUGACCAAACCUUACCCACUGACAACAGUCAGAAGUCAAACCAGAACCGAACUCAACCCAAAAAUCAGAGAUCAAAUUAGGUCUGAACCCUUUCCUACCAAAGAAAAAAUGGCAUCUGAACCUUACCCAACAACCAGGUAUCAAACAGUAACCAAACCUUACUCACUGACAUUCAGAGAUCAAAUGGUGAUCAAGCCUUACCCAACAACCAGAGAUCAAACUGGGACCGAACCUCACACACCAACAACCAGAGAUCAAAUUGGGACCAAACUUCACCCAUCAACAACCAGAGAACAAAUUGGGACGGAACCUCACCCACUGACAGCCAAAGAUCAGACUGGAAUCAAAUCUUACGCAUCAACAAUCAGAGAUCAAACCGAGACCAAACCUCACCUACCGACAACCAGAGAACAAACUGGGACCGAACCUCACCCACCAACAACCAGAGGACAAACUGGGACCGAACCUCACCCACCGACAACCGUAGAACAAACUGGGACCAAACCUCACCCACCGACAACUGGAGAACAAACUGGGAUCAAAUCUUACCCAUUGACAACCAGAGAUGAUACUGGGACCAAGCCUUACCUGACAUUCACAAACCAAACUGGGACUGUAUCUAACCUGAUAACUACCAGUGAUCAAAGUAGCAAUGGAUAUUACCCAAAGUUUACCAGAGCGCAUUCCGACACUGAACAUUAUUCAACAGUAACACUGCAGACAACAGCAUUACCAGAACUCUCCUCAAUCUCCACCACCAAAAGGAAGGGGCCAGUAUUUAUACUCAUUGAAGAUGAUGAUAUAGACUCAUUGGAAAAAGAAGAAAUCACAAGCCCUACCCCUGGUGACUGUAAUUAUGACCCAUGUAGACACUGGCAGGUACCUUGUCAUGACUUGCAACAUUUGACAGGUUGUCAUUGCCCUGUCAUAGCUGGGGAAGAUGUCAUCCCAGAUCCAGUGAAGAUACAAAAGGUUAUUAAGAUUUCAGACAAUUCAGCAGAAAUCUACUGGUGUGCCCCUAGCUCUACAGUAAUGUAUUACUAUAUUAUUUAUCAAUCUGAUGACAACAGACGUUUGUACAAGACAGACACCAUCAAACCUACAUAUCGAAGAUAUACUUUACGCGAUCUUACUGCAGACAGCACGUAUCACACGUGUGUGGUGGCUGUGAAUAAAGCAGGAUCAAGUACCGCAAGCAGCAUCUGGCCUUCAAAAGGGCCAUGCUACAUUUUCAAGACUAAACCAAACUACAAUAAUAUAUUUUAUAUAGCCUCUACUGUCAUUAUUGUCAUUCUCUUCAUACUUGUAAUCAUACUAUCAUUUCUCUUAUGCAAAAUCCAUCACAAGGGACAAUUAACAAAUUUAUCACGCAUAAGCUUGGAUCCCCUUAGUUUGCAAAAUCCAGCGUUUGAUGACCAAAUGGAACUGGCAGAUCCAAGAACAGUUCACACAAGAAGUCCAGACUCUGAACAGAUUCUCUAAUUCUAAAACUUAAAACCACUCCAAGGAAAACCUGCCUGAAAUUAACAAUGUAACCACUUAUAGUAACAUUUUGGAAUUUUCUACACCUUAUCAACUGCAUGAUUCUUUCGCAAUCAUUCAAACUACUGUUUAUAAAAGGAUGGUUUUAGAAAGUGUACAAGCUACAGACUUUCAAACAAUCAUUUAUUCUUGUUGAAGGAAUUAAAUACAUAUACAUGAAAUGAAAUAAAACAUUUCCUGUAUUUACUUCUUUAGAGAA